CACCCCGGAGCCUCGGGGACCGGGGACGAAGGGAGGAGGGACGGCGGCUGCGGCAGCCGCGGCAGGCCGGGGAAUUGAAAGGACUGUAGGGGGAGGCAGCGCGAGCCGCCCCGACUGCUCCUCCUCUUCCUCCCCCUCCUCCUCCUCCAAACUCGCAGGGCUUAGCCCCAGCGCUCGCUCAGCCGCCGCGAGCACCCGGAGGCACGGGAACCGGCCGCACGGCCCGGUGCUGGGCAGGGUCGCAGCCGCCAUGGAUAGCGACGACGAGAUGGUGGAGGAAGCCGUGGAAGGGCACCUGGACGAUGAUGGAUUACCACACGGGUUCUGUACCGUCACCUACUCCUCCACAGACAGAUUUGAGGGCAACUUCGUGCAUGGAGAAAAGAAUGGACGCGGGAAGUUCUUCUUCUUUGAUGGCAGCACCCUGGAGGGAUUUUAUGUGGACGAUGCCCUGCAGGGCCAGGGUGUUUACACCUAUGAGGAUGGAGGUGUCCUCCAAGGCACAUAUGUGGACGGCGAGCUGAACGGACCAGCCCAGGAGUAUGAUACCGACGGGAGGCUGAUCUUCAAGGGCCAGUACAAAGACAACAUUCGACAUGGAGUGUGUUGGAUCCAUUACCCAGACGGAGGUAGCCUCGUCGGGGAAGUCAACGAAGACGGAGAGAUGACUGGAGAGAAGAUAGCCUACGUCUACCCUGACCAGAGGACCGCGCUCUAUGGAAAGUUCAUCGAUGGAGAGAUGAUUGAAGGGAAACUGGCCAUCCUCACGGCCACCGAAGAAGGGAGGCCACACUUUGAACUGACGUCUGGAAGUUCCGUGUACCACUUUGAUAAAUCGACUUCCUCCUGCAUCUCUAGUGAUGCCCUCCUUCCAGACCCUUAUGAGUCCGAGAGAGUUUAUGUUGCCGACUCUCUCAUCUCCAGUGCCGGAGAAGGACUAUUUUCCAAGGUAGCAGUAGGACCCAAUACUGUUAUGUCUUUUUAUAAUGGAGUCCGGGUUACACACCAAGAGGUUGACAGCAGGGAUUGGGCCCUCAACGGGAACACUCUGUCCCUGGACGAGGAAACCGUCAUUGACGUGCCUGAGCCCUACAACCGUGUAUCCAAGUACUGUGCCUCCCUGGGACACAAGGCGAACCACUCCUUCACUCCAAACUGCAUCUAUGACAUGUUUGUCCACCCCCGUUUCGGGCCCAUCAAGUGCAUCCGCACCCUGCGAGCUGUGGAAGCUGAGGAAGAGCUGACCGUGGCCUAUGGCUAUGACCACAGCCCCCCUGGGAAGAGCGGGCCCGAAGCCCCUGAGUGGUACCAGGUGGAGCUGAAGGCCUUCCAGGCCACCCAGCAAAAGUGAAAGACCUGGCCCUGGGGUCCGGAGACCUGGAAUAGAAACUUGGAUCUAUGCACUACAUUUAUCUGACAACGGGACAACCAGGGACUGUUCAUGCUGUGACAUCACAUCCUCUCACCCUGCGUUAGCAACGACUUUCUCGCAUACUAACUAGGUUUGACUGUAUUACUCAUACCAGAUUUAAAAUUAGCUAGCCUUGCAGUAACGCCCCACUGAGAGGUACUGUCGAACUGUAGACAGCAUGAUGUUCUUUGAUGGUUGAAGUCUAAAUCUGGACCACGUUCAGAGAUACCAAAUGAUUGGGUUGAAAAAGGGAACUGGGAUUCUUCAGUCAUUUUUCUGUCAGUGGUUUUUUUCCAUGAUGUUUUUUUCUAUGGCCAUUGCAAAUGGUGUUCGAUCACCCUUGCAUGUUGCCAUCUGCGGGGCAGGAAGUGAUUACAACUUUAUAUAAAUGUAGGGUCAUUUAUUUGCCUUUUAACCUUUGAUCUGUAUCUUGCAAUAGAAUGGCUUUGUUUCUGUUGUUACUCCCUAGUGAACCGAAGCCCAGUCUUCUGAGUCUUUUCUCUAGCCUCACUUCUUAUCUUAGCUAUCCUUUACAAGAGAAAGCUUCCAAAUGGAUUUUGCAUUCAUAGCAGUGUCCAGGUCUCUCUGGUUCUUUCUCUAUCAUUUCAUUCUUAUGUCCUGAUAUAAAGUACUGGCUCAUAGGGCCAGACUGUUACUAUAGACUUAUUAUUCUCGCAUGUAAACAAAGAUACCUUUGCUUUCAGAUGUGAGAAGAAAUGAACUUGCUCUGUUUGCAUUAAGUUACAAGAGAGUUGUAAGAUACACUUUCCGGAAGAAGAGAGGAACAUUAAUAUUUCUAAGCAGUCAUUGUGGCAAUUUUGCAGUAUAUCCAGUAGUGCUGGCAAUUUUUUCUCCUCGGGUACACACUAAUUGUACAUAACCUAGUGCAGUCUGGCUUGUGACACAGCUCACUGAAUUCGAAAUACAAUAGCCAACCUGCAUUCCAACCCAGAAUGCAGAGUUCUCUUUGAAACCAGUGCCAGGAGACAGACACGCUGAUCACUAGGUGCAAGUCAGAUCUGUAGCUAAAGCUUCUCACCACAGUGGUCUCCGAGCACUUAACUGCUUCCACGCUCUGCGAGCCCAGAGUUCACACCUGUGCACUUUCUAUCACUAGCAUAUUGCCACCUCACACAAGCCAUAUGUACUCACAACUGCAGAAAUACAGAGGAAAACCCAUUGUUUUAGUUUAGCACAUUAGAUCUGUAACAUAACUGGAUUGCUCUGAAUGAAUGCUGAGUUGGGGGGGGACACCCUCCCCCAAGGCGUCACUCUGUCACAAGGAAACCUGGGAACCACAGUUGCUGAAGUCUGCAGCUGUCCACAGUGCCGCGUGUGUGGCCUGCUUGGUUUGGGCUUUUGAGGGAGCUCGGAAUGCAUAGAGAUGCGUGCUGGGAGUGAGUGGGAUUGGAGGGAGGAGACAGGUAGAGGGCAGUUGGCUCUUUUUUUUCCCCCUGUCGGUUGCUCUCUUUAACAACAGCUUUCACAAGUGUUCCAUCUGGGGCUCCACACUGUUUGCCCGUCGGCAGCCCCAGAAUGGAAGACUCAGCCCUCAGCUCCGAUAGCCACACCCUGGGCUCUUUUACAAGCUUCCUGGCACACCCAGCUUCAGGCUCUGCACCUAGGUGGCGGUGCUUUCCAGGAGAGCUGGUCACGUCCCUGUUUGAAAGCUUUUAAGAAGAUAGUUCACUCAGGAGAAGCAUCCUUGGAACUUCUGAGGAGGUCUCCUGCAAGGUGACGGAAUCAUUUUUAGACUACAAGUCGCCAGGAUAGGAUUGCUUCUAUUCUGUAGAAAGAGACCACUCAGUAAACUGUGACGGAAGGGUGGGGUCUGUGGAUUUGAAUUCUGAGAGGUGCUUUCAUGUAAAUGUGUCCAAAGAGAGUUAGCUGCCUUGGGGAGAAAGAUGGCUUUCUUCAGCUCCACCAGUCAGGGUUGGAAUCGGUCGAGAGAUGAGGCAGAGGGAGAGAGGGCAGGUCCCGCCUCGGAUGGUGCGCCCCAGGAUUUCACACCUGGAGUUGGAACCUAGUCUUGGUUGCAACGGGGGCUCCCCUUCUAUCCUAAAGGGCUACUCUAGCGAUCUCAUUCAAAUGGAACUCAAAAACAAUUUUGGGGGCUUGAGGGCCAGCAAAAUGGUUUAGCAGGUAAAGAUGCUUGUUGCCGAGCCUAUGACCUGAGUUCAUCUCUAGGACCUCCAUAGCAGGAGAAAACCAACCCCUGAAAGCUGUCCUCUGACCACACACAGUGUGGCAUGUGUUCACCCCCACAUACAAAAAAAAAAAAAUCUUUUUUUUUAAUGUAUAAAUAUAAAGGGAUGGAGGGACGGUGGCUGGGGAGCUAGCUAAUCUGCGUUUCACAUUCCACACUGGAGGAAGGCGGUCUGGGCUUGCAGCCCAGCGCUGUGUACGUGACCCUUAGACAAAUCCCAGGAAGCAAUCCACGCAGCUGAGCUGCUCGGUCUUCCCUCUUCCUGUGUGUGUCCUGUGUCUUUCUCCCUUUUCCUUCUGCUGUGUGAGAAGCCUUGGUGUGUGAGCAGAACGGCAGCCCAGCUCUUUGCUCCGUCUCUUUAUGUCUAGAGUUCCUCUCCUCUCACACUGUGUGCUUUUCCCUGAGUGACCUGGUCCUGUCAUCCUGUCUCCCACUCCCCGAGAUAUCCAGCGUUGUCACAGGCUGCAGCUCUUAGAGGGACCAGAGGGUCACUGGAGAGGUAGAGGAGUCAGCAGGGUAAAGGUUGCAUAGAGAAUUCACUGCUUAGGGGGAGCUGAGGUUUGUUCCUAGUUUGACCCAAAGUGGAAAAGCACCUUCUACUUACUUCCCAUCUGCUGUAGUAGGAAAUAAGAAGCAGAUAAAUCUGGUCUUCCAUCAGGAUCAAAAUCACAAGCGGACAUGAUUGAGACUCUACGUGGUAGGGGGAAAAGAUUUAACCUUCCGCUGUCUUCCAAACAGUCGGAGCCUUGCACUGACUGACGCCAUGGUCUCGGAGGGGAUUCAUUCAGAGCUGUCUCGGUUCAACCCUGCAUGACUUGACCCAUCAUUAGCAACUUUUCUAUGACGAACUAUUACCUUGUUGUGUUAGACUUAGGAAUAGGAACUAAUCUACAGAGCAUGUCCCCUAGGGGGCAUUUGUUUGAACUAACAAAAGCGAAUGUAAGGACUGAAUUUAGGAUGCAAAAGAAUGAGAUGAGGCUAGAAAGUAACAGGCAGGGAGGACUUGAGUUUCUUAGUACCUAUUCUUGUUUUAACCCGCUUGAUCCCAGAGGAAAUUCUUUGUCAAGACCUCUUUGAACCUGACUGGGACUAGAGUUCAGCUUCAUUACCCUUUGGGGUUCAUCACACUUGAAAAACGAUUUCCUUACCACCACCACCCUGACACACACACACACACACACACACACACACACACACACACACACACUGUCAAGGCCAUGUAACCAUUUAUAACAUUUAAUUGUGACAAUUAAAAUUGCAUUGAGCUGGGGAUAUAGCUCAGUGGUCCAACAUUUGCCUAAAAACUAUGGAGGCCCUGGAUUACACCCCUAAUACUGGGGGGAGUCAAUUAUGAACACUGAAUUAAAAGUUUGUCUUAGUGAGACAGUAUGUGGCACUUUUAUUAAUCUUCACUUAAUAGAUUUUUU
This is a messenger RNA of Peromyscus leucopus (white-footed mouse), 5044 nucleotides long. RefSeq names its product SET domain containing 7, histone lysine methyltransferase (gene Setd7). NCBI's taxonomy places the organism in Eukaryota, Metazoa, Chordata, Mammalia, Rodentia, Cricetidae. Gene Ontology annotation, molecular function: protein binding; histone H3K4 monomethyltransferase activity. Gene Ontology annotation, cellular component: chromosome. Bases 251 to 1351 code for a protein of 366 amino acids. The record is from RefSeq and is a predicted model, not a curated record. The transcript has 8 exons. Gene Ontology annotation, biological process: regulation of DNA-templated transcription.